This is a messenger RNA of Motacilla alba alba, 8845 nucleotides long. RefSeq names its product limbic system associated membrane protein (gene LSAMP). Bases 507 to 1559 code for a protein of 350 amino acids. Gene Ontology annotation, cellular component: neuron projection. Lineage: Eukaryota; Metazoa; Chordata; Aves; Passeriformes; Motacillidae. The transcript is spliced from 8 exons. The record is from RefSeq and is a predicted model, not a curated record.
CGCCUGGGAAAGUGGGUUAGGAGGGAGCGCGGGGCUGGAGGCUGCACAGCCACAGGACUAUCCCCCCUACCGCAUCCCGGUGGCACAGGAUUCCUCUUGUUCCUUUUUUUUUUCCCCCGCUACUCUUCAUCACUCUAAACGGGUCGAUUUAAUUGUUAUUAUUCCGUAGUUAUUCUGCUCCCUGACUUUUUUCGUCUUGCUUCAUUUUUUUCCCUUUUUUUACUUGAAGGAUCUGCUAAGAAUUUUUUUUUUUUUUUUUUUUUUUUUGGAAAGCCAAAAAAAAAAAAAAAGGCAAGGAAGGGAAAGAAGCCAGCAAGAGACUGAAAAGAGCAAGACAAAGUGACAGCUGAGGGCUGUGAAAUCACCUCCCCUUUCUUGGGCUGUCGAUCAGAACAAGAGUUGUACAUUAUUAUUAUUAUUAUUGUUUUUCUUUCUGCAUCUAUCUGUCCAUAUACGCAAGCAGAGAAAGAGACAAGUACUGACAGUGAAACUCGGCGAGACCAGCCAUGGUAGCAAGGGCUCAGCCUGAUCGGAAGCAAUUACCGCUGGUCCUACUGAGAUUGCUUUGCCUUCUCCCUACAGGGCUGCCAGUCCGCAGCGUGGAUUUUACCCGAGGUACCGAUAACAUCACCGUGAGGCAAGGGGACACAGCCAUCCUCAGGUGUUAUGUAGAAGACAGAAGCUCCAAGGUGGCCUGGUUAAAUCGUUCCGGCAUCAUUUUUGCUGGAGAAGACAAGUGGUCCCUGGACCCUCGAGUAGAGCUGGAGAAGAGAAACCCCCUGGAAUACAGCCUGCGGAUCCAGAAAGUGGAUGUCUACGAUGAGGGGUCCUAUACAUGUUCAGUGCAGACACAGCAUCAUCCCAAGACUUCCCAGGUUUACUUGAUUGUGCAAGUUCCACCAAAGAUCUCAAAUAUCUCCUCAGACAUCACCGUGAAUGAGGGCAGCAACGUGACCCUGGUUUGCAUGGCAAAUGGGCGUCCUGAGCCUGUCAUCACCUGGAGGCACCUCACUCCUACAGGCAGAGAGUUUGAAGGUGAGGAGGAGUACCUGGAGAUCCUGGGGAUCACACGAGAGCAGUCGGGCAAGUACGAGUGCAAAGCCGCCAACGAAGUUGCCUCAGCAGAUGUCAAGCAAGUCCGGGUCACUGUGAACUACCCUCCCACCAUCACAGAGUCCAAGAGCAAUGAAGCGGCCACGGGACGACAAGCCUUACUGCGGUGCGAGGCAUCAGCAGUGCCCACGCCUGAUUUUGAGUGGUACAGAGAUGAUACCAGGAUAAACAGUGCCAAUGGUCUGGAGAUAAAGAGCACGGGGAGCCAGUCUCUGCUGAUGGUGGCCAAUGUCACUGAGGAGCACUACGGGAACUACACCUGUGUGGCUGCCAACAAGCUGGGAGUCACAAAUGCCAGUCUAUACCUUUACAAACGAGUUUUACCCACACUCCCCAAUCCUUUUCCAGGACCCGGCACAGGGAGAGUAGACAACGGCUCCAUGAGUUUGGCCGUCCCACUGUGGCUUCUGGCAGCAUCCCUUCUCUGCCUACUCAGCAAAUGUUAAUACAAAUCAGAAUUAAAAUAAUAAUAUUAAUAAUAAUUAAAAAAACAACACAACAACAGCAACAACACACAAAACAAAAUGCGUUAUACAGGAGACAGAGCGAAGAGAGGGGAGAGAGAAAAAAGAGGGGGGGAGAGAGAGAGACGACUGUUUCUUUCACAACUUUUGUGUGUUCAGGAGCGAAGAGGGGGGAGAGGAAAAAUUACAGCAAAGAAGACUCAGCAACAUUUAAUCCAAAACCUGAAAAGCCGGCUCUCAAGUCAUCGACUGCCUAGGAGGCAACACGAAGCAAGAAAGAGAACGGGGCACCAGCAAGGAUUGUGUUGCCAGAGGAUGCUGCAAUGUAAACAAUCCAACAAAACCUGCAAAGCCAAUCAAAAAGAAGAUCCCUUUUCUUUUCUCUCCUCCUUCCUCUUUUCCAUACUCCCUCACUUUCCUUCCUUCCUCCUCUUUCUUUCUUUUGCAGAAAGAGGUCUUUGCUUCGGUGUCUAUAGCCAUUAAACUUUUUGGAUGCCCUGGGUCAUUUUGUGAGCUAAUGCUCAGCCAGUUCAUACUUUUAAAAACAAAUUUAAAAAAAAAAAAAAAAAAAGAGAUAAAAGAAAAAAAAUAGCAGCCACAAACCAGAGCACGUCACCUGAAGCUCUCUGCACACUGGUGUCCGGUGAAGAACCCCUUCCUCUCUUCACUUCACCCUGCGCUCAUGUGCACCUAGCCCUUGCUAAACACCUUUUUCCUGUCCCCUCCUUCAUGCAACAUCACCCCCACAGGCCUAAUUUAAAGCUGUGUCAACUCUACUGAAAGCCUAUUUUUUUUUUCCUUUUAAAAUCCUCUUCCUCCCCUCCCCCCACUUCAACCAGGUGUCUUUCUCUUUCUCCUGUGUAUGCCUGUGUGCGUGUGUGCAUGCAUGUGUGGCUCUUGCUCCGUCUUCCCUCUUUCUCUCUUUCUCUUGCUCUCUCUAAGCAUGCAAAAUGACCAGUCCAUGUGUACAUAUGCUCAUCCUGUUGUAGAUAAUGUCCUAGUGUGAGACAAGAUGCAGAGAGAUCACUUAGGCAGAGAAGAGGGAUGAGGAGAGAGGGGCAGCUGCAAAACAGGUUCACAUUGUGUCCCCUCUCCUGUGUCCUCACCAGCUUUUUGUCUUCUGGCCACCUUGCUUGCAAGAGUCAGUCUGCACUGUUGUCUGGGCUUUUUCUCCUCUCCUACUUCCAGCCUGUUUGGCUCUUAGCCCCCAAGUACCAGCGUAGCAGCUCUUGCUAUGCAUGAGUGCUUGCACACGUGCAUGGGGGUGUGCAAUCAUGUGCAAUUAUCCAAGCAAGCAGAAGAAACCAGGACUGGCCUACAACACUAUGGACUGAAGAGUGCAGUCACAAUUCCUCCUGGGGAUGGGAGGCUGGGCCGGUGGGAUGUGAGUGAAGAGACCUUGGACGUCACCAAGCAGCCAUUCCUUUUAGAUACAGUGUGCAUAGGAAUGAUACCUCAACAUGAAAACCACAAUCUGGUCAUUCCAAAUGAUUUUGGUAGACAUGCAAAAAUAGAGCCAAUACCCUUUUCUGUUGCUUUGUUGGUUUUGUUCUUACUGUCCUCCCCAGUAUAAAAGGAAAUGUAGGCUGUGUAAGGGUGAGUGUGUGCGUGCGUGUGUGUGUGUGCUGUAUAUCACUGCUAUUACAAAAUGCACUGCAAAUUCCACAUUUGAAAGAAAUUGGGUCAGAAAAUGUCCAGGAUCUGUGAAUGUAAGAAAUAAAACAAAUGUCAGGUCCAAAAUCCUGGGCUUACAAAGAAGGAGCUUAAAAUGAUGCAGUGAAGGAGUGGGCAGUACAAUUUCCCCUGCUCUUCUCUUAUCUCAAGGGUGCUGGUUUGUUUGGAGAGUGCCCCACACUUCCCAUGUGGCAGAAUCACAUACAGAGGUGCCAACAAGAGAGGCUUUAGUGGUUCCCAAAUGAGGAGGCAAGAAAAAGCUGUGAGAAACAGGACUGAGAAAAUGCUAGGUGGUGCAGACCAGCACAAGGUCUGCUGCAAAAGCCGGAGUGAGCAGGGGCUGUAGUGCCUGUGUGUGGGUGGGGGCAGUGGGGAGAAGAAGACUCCUGUGUCCCCUGGCACAUCACAAGUCAUAGUACCCACCAGCAGCAAAGUUGAUAAAACACAGGUCUUAUCAGGUAGGCCUUUUUUGGAGAGAGGGAUGGGCAGGGGAGAGCUUGAUUUAGCCCAGUGAAGUCAAGUGACCAUCCCACGACAGUACAGUGUUUUACAGGUGCUCAGCCACUCAGCUUUCAAGCAGCAGCCAGUUUGCUCCUCUGUGUUUGCCCUGGGCACCAGGGCAGUGGCAGUACCAGCUGUGCUCACAUGCAGGCAAGGGGGAAACAGCUUGGCCUUGCAGUGUGCAGGAGGGGAUACCCGCCAGGUGUCCCCUGACAGGAAAGAAAGUGGGAAUUGCUGCCUGUGAGCCCAUCCCCACCUUUGUGUAGGUGGGGCACAGUCUGGUGAGGCUUCUGCCUUGCAUUGCAGCACUGCCAGCGCUGCUGAGCUCAGCUGUUCCAAGAAGCAGCAGGCAUGCAAUUAAGCAGGCAGUCAAGGGCUCCUCCCAGGCAGCCAGAAGUGCAAGGAAAUUUAUUGAAGAGACACAUGAGAAGCUGAAGUUUGAGCACUGCAGGAGCUGCUGUGGGAUUGGAUGGUGGUAAUUUAUGCUCCUCCAGACCCCAAAGCCAUACCUGGGAGAGGAUGCAAGUUGCAAGUGGGCAACCAGUGCUUGAAAUCCACCCAAGGCAUCCAGGGAUGGCUCCCUUCCUCCAAAAUAGGGCAGUCAUUGAUGGGACUUGGGCAUUUCCUUUGGACACUGGUGUGUGUCAGCCGACAAAAAAAAAUGCCCUGCAUCCUUCAGCAUUCAGACAUCCCAGUCCUCGUGCCUAACCUUCAGGAGGGCCAUCUAAUUCAGAGUCUUAGUAACAAGUCCAGAUUUUCUACUGCAGCAGGCCUCCUCUUUCCCCUGGUACAGCCAUGAGCUGAUCCUGGUCCUAGAAGCCAGGUCUGGGAGCUGCACCCUUUCCUGCACACCGGCACGAAGGAAAACACCACAGUGCUCUUUCUCAGGGCUGUACCUAUGCCAGGAUUUAUUUGUUGAAAAGGUGGGCAGCCUGCAAUAUCUUGCUGUGACAGGCUGCUCCUAAGGGCUGAAUCAAGCCCACUUUAGGUUCUUUGAUGUCAACCCGAUUGCUAUGGUAGCACCUGUCCCAUGUGUUCUCUGCAUGUGUUUUUGUCACCAUGGGGUCACUCCUAGGCAGUGGGGUCACGCACAUCAGACUCGUACGGUGUAGUGGCGGUCAUCGAGUCCCAACACCUCAUUAUCUCACGUCUGUUGUGGUUCAAAGGAGUUUUGAAAGGAUGUUUUUAUAGAUGUCGAGGCAAAUGGUUAAAAGAGAGAUAUCUCACUAAAAGCAGGGCAUCAGUUUUUUGAAGCCAUCUGCCCAUUAGUGGGGGAAAUGGUCCCAGCCCCAGUGCUAGGAUCUGGUCUUUCCUGCAGGUCCUGGACAGAUCUUUGCCUCUGUUGCAUGACUGUGGAACAGGGUGAAAGCCAGUGAAUUGCAGACCUUUCUGAGAAAAGCCACCAACACCAAGUAUGCCUGUUGUCUGUAGAAGUGCUGGGAACCCUUCUCCUGGCAAUGUCUGUUCCUAGGGAAAUUGUGGGUAGGUUGGAGCUUGAUUUUCUCCAAGAGUCUAAUCCUUUGAGCUGCAGUAUGCCUCACAGGGUGCUGUAAAAAUCCCCCUGUUUCUCCUGAAUUCAAGCUGAACUCAAGCUCUCCUGAACUUUGAGGGACUGCUCAAAGCACCUGUUGAGAGGUGAGCCCAGAUAAAUAUAGGAAACACAGGCAAGGUCUAAUGAUUUUCCCAUUCUUUCUCCCCUCCAUCCUCUGAUGGAGAUGUUGCAAAGGCUUUUCUUGUGUCUCAGGCCCUUCUCUCUGAAAGUCCUUCUCCUAAUCAUCUCUUCGCCAUUUGCAUUGCUAUCUUUCCCAUCACCUCCCAAAAAGCUGUGUUCUUGCUUCCUGCUGCCUCUCAGCUGGUUGGGGACCAGGGAAGGUGGAUGUUUGGAAUGGGACACCAGUUCCUUGAGCUUGUCAGUGUAAUUGUGUUUGAUUGAUGGAGAUUUAACAUUUAGUGUUAUAAAAAGAUAUGAACAAAAUAGGAAAAAAAAAAGUAUUUCUUCUACUGGUUUGUAAAUAUUACAAGAGUUACAAGAGAUGUCUGGUAAUGUCAAAGCAGAGGAACAAAAACUUAGAUUUCAUAUAUGGCCCCAUAAUUGCUAGCAGAUUUCUAACCCUUUUCGGAUGACCGAGAGGAGGGGUGAAGGCAAGUCUUUCUGAAAGGAACUGGGCAGGGGAAAUGCAGCCACCCCAAGCCACAUGAACUCCAUGCAUGAUUGUAGCAUGUUGCUUGGAGUGUGUGCCUGGUCAGAUGGAAAACGAAGCAAACACCUGUCUCUGAACGGCUGGGAAGGGCAAUGUGGGAUGCUCCAGCCGGCCGACACCUGUAUCUUGGCAGUUGUGUUCAUUUCUGUUUGUUUGCAGCCCCACACUCGAGAGCUCGUUGCUCAGUGAUGCACCCUCUCCUCCCCCCCCAUAUCCGCUUUCUUCACCAGUGAAGUUGUGUCGCCCCAUGCUAACCCCGAGUGCAUGUGAAUGUGCCAUUCAUGGAGAUCUCAUUGGUGACAUGCAUUGUGUCAAGAGUUAGUCUUUGUCUGCACAUCUUUCUCACACCACUGACUGUUCACCACUUGGACAGAUCGCUCGUGCACUGCUGCUUGACCCACUUUUGGUCAAAGAACAUCCAAGCCCCACCAGCUCUUCUUAGUUCCAGGUGCAUCCAGACCAUGCCCCCAGGCCACCUGUCUGAGCAACACCAUUCUGAAAGUCCAAGUACACAGCAUGGACAAAACCACCAUCAAAAGCCAUGUGGUCUCCAGGCUGAGUAGAAGCUACACAUCUGGAAGGAAUGUGGGGGAGCAGCAGAAAGCCCUGAUGAAACAAGACAAUUUGGAAAGUCGGAGGAGUUAUGCUAGAAUCCUUCACAGACCCACCAGCAGAUGAUAUUUCAGCUCAGUUUUUGUGUAGUGUUUCAUCACUUUGCCCUUCCCUGGUGAGGGAAUCUACGGGCACAGGGAAACACCUCUUCUCCUCCCAACCCCUCACACCUCUGCUUCCUCUCCUCCAAGCAGACUGACCUGCAGCCCAAAUCAUCAUGGUGCUUGAUGUGAUGUAGCAACUAACAUGGGGGGCUGACCAAGACAGUAUGACAGAGGAGGUGCCAGGGGGGUGAGCAGUUCUCUCUCUAUCUCUCUCUCUCUCUCUCUAUCUCUCUCUCUCUCUCUCUCUCUCUCUCUCUCUCUCUCUCUCCCUCUCUCUCUCCCCCCACUAAUGGUGCACAAUCUUACUGCUUCUCUGACUCAAGGACACAAAACUUCUUGAGUUAGGGAUGCUGGGAGCAAACUAUCUUAUGGGAAGAGCAAAACUUGAGGCAGGGAAGUGAUGGAGAAGCUGGAUGGUAAUUUCCAAGCUGUGAUGCCGGUGGAAAAGGGUAGGGAUGAGUGCUGUCCAUCAUCCAUGCGCAGAACUCUCAGGUUCACCAGCGAGGAGACCAUGGCCUCUCAAUGCUAAUCUUAGAGUGGCUUCAUUUCCAGUGGGAUGCCCAGAAGAUGAUUUUUUUUAAUUGCAUGACUGCUGACUAAGAGUUGUGUCGCACCACUAAAAUCUUUCACUUUUCCUUCUUGUAACUUGCUAGAACAGUGAUCGGGCAGCUCCCACAGCCCUCAGAAUUUUGCCUAAUGGUUGGCCUCCAUUAGGGCAACAUAUGGUGCUUGCUGGUUGGUUCACUUGCUGUAACAGGGAGCAGAACUCAUCUUGGUGAGAGCACGUCGGUAUGGUCCUCUGUACCUCUGUGGGUCAAGGUGAUAGAGUGAGGCAAGGAGAUCUCCAAGGCAGGACUCGGGCAAGAGGAGCAGCUCUCCUAAUUAGCCCAGGCAGGCAUUUACUGCAGGCUUGGGUUAGCUGGUGCCACAGCAACUCAGAUGGCCCUGCAAGCCUUGUAGAAGUAGAGAAGGAGGGGGCAGUGACAGGGGGACAUGACUGCAGCACAGGUGGUGGGGGCUGCAUGAGCAGCAGGGCUUCUUGGGCAGCGCAACUGGGGAAGGGGCAGAAAUUGCAGCCCAGGUGGGCCCUUCUUUCCCUGCCUGUCCUCAUGGUGCAUAAGGAGCUCCCUCCUGGCCUCCCGGGGCAUGCUCACCAUGCACCAAAAUGGGCCUCAGUGAGUAAAGCAGUGUGGCACCACGGUGGCUCCAGCCGUGUCCUGAGGAAAGGCGUGUGGAUGUUUCUGUACGUAACAGAGGGGUCAUGGGUGGAGACGAGGAGCAAGGCCUACCUAGGAGCCAGCCAGUGGGGAGAGCACGUCCCAGGUGGGGCUGUCCUUCUCCAGAAUUGUGACAUUUGCUCCCCAUUCGGCCACACACAGGCUCAUACGCACACGCCCGCCAGCUCCACGGCACACAUGCUACAGGAGUGCUCCUGGGGUGCUCUCCUUCCCCACACCCUCCAUCACGCACACCCAGGCAGGCGCUCAGGCACCUGCUGCUGACCGUGGCUCUGUCUGUUACACACACCUACAUUAUGACCUCCUGAAGAGCAAGGAGAAGGCAUGGGCAUGCCUGUGCCUGUGCCUGCAGGAGCACACGUGUGUGCCAUGAAAGGGAGGAGGGGGCACAGAGCAGAAACUUGCCUCCACAGUGCCACCUCCCAAAAUCAUUCAACCUUCCCAGCUGGAGCCAAGAUUUAUCCUCUAGGCCUUGAGAAUGAAGUCCAGUCCCUUCUUCUUGCUACACAGUGGGGUGGUUAGAACUCUCCUCAUUAACAGUGUUAUAUACAUAUAAAUAUAUAUAUAUAUCUAUAUCUUUAUAUAUAUUUUUCCCCAGCACUGUAGACAUGAGCUGAACUUCUCUUUAAUGAAACGAGAAAAUGGCCAUUUUAUUUUUUGCCAUUGUUUUGGUUUUGAAACUAGCUCUGUGAAAGAAAAUUUUAAAAACGCAAGUGUGUGUGUAAAAGAACCAAUCAAAAAAUUAAACAACCCAACAAAUAAAUGAACAAAACCCAGUGAUGGAAUAAAAAAAAAAAAGCUUUUUAUUUUUUCUUUUCUCAAUGUAUUUAACUUCUGUUAUCUCGUUUCUGUUUCUUUACAUGUAUGAAUGCUCUGCUCUUCUGUGAUCUUAAAAAAAAUACAAAAAAAUACAAAAAUUAAAUAAACAUGAAAAGGAA